AGAAUGUACUUGAAGAUUUUUCCUGUAUACAUUGACAACACCCAUCAUUUAUUCAAUAGUAGUGAGGUUCUACGUAUUCGAGGCUUGUUCACAAGAUGGGAGAUUUGUGAUCUUAAAAUUUUUGGACCUUAUGAGGUUCUCAACUUCAUUCUGUUGGACCCUUAUGAAGAUGCGGACCUCUCCUCUUCAAAAUCUGGUAUUAGCAAGGUAGCACUGAUUGGCAUUGCACUUGGGACGAUUGCAGGUGCAGUUACAUUAUCUGCAAUUGUAUCACUUCUUAUAUUGAGAUUGAAUACGAGAAAACGCCAUACAUCUUCAAGAAGACAUCUAUGUGAGUACCUUACGGUUACCAUUAUCUGA
Molecule: messenger RNA, 360 nt
Organism: Camellia sinensis
Lineage: Eukaryota; Viridiplantae; Streptophyta; Magnoliopsida; Ericales; Theaceae
Source: RefSeq, a predicted model, not a curated record